UUCAUGUAUAUAUAGUUUUUAAAUGGUUUUAUGUUAAAAAGUAUUUACUUUUAUCUUUUUCAUAUCCUUGGAAAAAUGCAGGAAUACACAAUGCCAGAAUAUCUAUGUGAAGUGUUGAUUGUUGAAAUCUUCACAAGAUUACCACCCAAAUCUCUACUCCGAUUUAGUUCACUCUCCAAGUCAUUAUACUCUAUUAUCUGUAGCCCCAAUUUCAUCCGCAUUCACACUUUUCGAUCCCCACAAAAAAUCCUCAUCAGACACACAAAUCGUGAAAUCUUUUAUACAUUACAUUCAGAAGAGCAUCUGGCAUCGUGUACCAGUGGUAUAUCAGCCACCAACUUUCCUUACAACAGCUAUUACUGGAUUGUUGGUUCAUGUAAUGGAAUUCUCUGUCUAUAUGAUAAUUCAGAUGAAAACCACGUUAUUUUAUGGAAUCCAUCAAUUAGGCGCAAACUAAACCUGCCUAUUUGUCCUCUUAGAUGCUUUCAGAUCGGGUUUGGUUUUGACCCAAUUACCGAUGAUUACAAAAUUGUGAGUAUUCCCAAAUAUUAUGGAGGAGGUCGUGGUCGUGGAAUUACACAAAGCUCAUUUGUUUACACUAUGAAGAAAGGUUGUUGGUGUGAGAUUGGUUUCCCUUCUUCUUCUUCUUCAUCUGCCUAUGGUGUGUUAUCAUUUACGUGUUUUGUGAAUGGAGCAUUGCAUUGGGUGGUGGUAAAAGAUUAUUUAACUGAUUCAAAUGAUGAUGUAGGCCGAUAUAUACUAACAUUUGAUUUGAGCACUCAUGUUUUUGGCAUGAUAUCAUUACCAGAACCAAAUUGGGAAACCAGACACGUAACAACCAUCCAAGAUUCUCUAGCUGUGAUUUCUUUGAAACAUGAUCAAAGUUGGAUUUGGAUUAGGAGAGAAGCCUCUUGGUCUGUGGUUUAUAAAUUUGUGGAAGGAGUAAUGGGAGUUUUGCAACUGAGCAACAAUUAUGAUUUGUUGGUACGUACUUAUGGUAAGACGCUCCAAAUUUAUAAUUCCAAGACAGGGGCGCGAUCAGAACUAGUUGGUUUUAAUGAUGUUUUUUACAGAGAUGACAUUGUUCUGUGUGUCGAAAGCCUUCAGUUACUCGACACAGGGAUUCCUGAUUUAAGUUGAUGGCUUUUACAUGUGUAGUAUUGGAAUUUAUAUUUCGUAUUCAGGGAUUUUUUUUUUUUUUUUUUUUUUUUUCAUAAUGCUUCCUUGAACCUGCUAUUGCAUUUAAAAUUUUAAAAUCCUAAGCCGGUGUUGAUUCAAAUUCAUUCUAUAAUGAUCUUAUCUAAGUCGAGUAAAUAAAUUUAAGUCUAUAUUUAUGUAGAGGGGAAUAUAAGAGAGCAAUUUGAAGCAUCUUGAAAUCAUAAAGUUGUGAUUUACGAUGAGUGUAUGCAUCAACAGAUUCAAGACCAGUGGGAGUUAAUAGAUGAAUGCUUUUGAAUAUACUAAAAUCAA
Messenger RNA from Lactuca sativa (garden lettuce), 1470 nucleotides. RefSeq names its product F-box/kelch-repeat protein At3g06240. Lineage: Eukaryota; Viridiplantae; Streptophyta; Magnoliopsida; Asterales; Asteraceae. Gene Ontology annotation, molecular function: protein binding. The record is from RefSeq and is a predicted model, not a curated record.